AUGGCUUACUGUCGUGUACUGAAGGUAGAGGUAAGGCUGUUGCAGAAACCAGCUACAGUCAUGUGGAAUUGUUGUCCCCUCAACAUGACUAUACCUGUGCUUAUGUCUGUCUGCGAAAUGGAUGGCAAAAAUCAACGGAAUGCCUUGAAACACAAGGAGAAAGUUGUGAUCCAGGCCUUGCUAGACCUUCGCCUGACCUGGUUCUGCAGGUACCAAAGCUAUGAGGCUGGCCUGAGAAGAUGUAGUGGUGUUGCUCUGUCUGGCAACCAGAGGAACCUUCGUCCUUACAAGGGAGACACUGAUCUCAGUCUACCCAAUGGCACACCUGUGGACACUUCUAGCCCAGCCUCCUCCUCAUCUCUCCUCAACAGACUGCAGCUGGAUGACGACUUGGAUGGGGAAACUAGAGACCUCUUUGUUACUGUUGAUGAUCCCAAAAAACAUGUGUGCACAAUGGAGACGUAUAUCACAUACAGGGUUACUACAAAGACCACGCGAGCAGAGUUUGAUCUGCCAGAGUAUUCUGUCCGCCGGCGGUACCAAGACUUCAACUGGUUGAGAAAUAAGCUGGAAGAGUCUCAGCCAACACAUCUCAUUCCCCCUCUUCCAGAGAAGUUUGUGGUGAAGGGUGUUGUCGAUCGCUUUUCUGAAGAGUUUGUGGAGACGAGGAGGAAAGCAUUAGACAAGUUCUUGAAGAGAGUAACUGAUCACCCGGUGCUUUCUUUUAAUGAGCACUUCAAUGUGUUCCUCACAGCCAAGGAUCUUAAUGCCUACAAGAAGCAAGGAAUGGCAUUGCUGUCAAAGAUGGGGGAGUCUGUCAAAUAUGUCACAGGAGGUUACAAGUUAAGAAGUCGGCCACUGGAGUUUGCAGCCAUUGGGGAGUAUCUAGACACAUUCUCUCUAAAGCUUGGUACCAUUGACAGAAUAGCACAACGGAUUAUCAAGGAACAGUUGGAAUACUUGGUGGAACUACGGGAAUAUGGACCUGUUUAUUCAACCUGGGGAGGGCUGGAGGUUGAGCUUUCAGAGCCAUUGGAAGGGGUGUCUGCCUGCAUUGGGAAUUGCUGCACAGCUCUUGAGGAACUCAGUGAAGACAUGACAGAAGACUUCCUGCCUGUGCUUAGGGAAUAUAUAUUGUACUCGGAAUCGAUGAAGAAUGUGUUGAAGAAGAGAGACCAAGUUCAAGCGGAGUAUGAAGCAAAACUGGAAGCAGUAGCCUUGAAAAAAGAAGACCGUCCAAAGGUACCCACAGACGUUGAGAAAUGUCAAGACCGAGUAGAGUGUUUCAAUGCUGACCUGAAAGCAGAUAUGGAGAGAUGGCAGAACAACAAAAGACAAGACUUUAGGCAGCUACUCAUGGGGAUGGCAGAUAAAAACAUCCAGUACUACGAGAAGUGCCUUACGGCGUGGGAGUCAAUUAUACCACUAUUGCAAGACAAGCCAGAGACCAAGUAAGAAGUACCUUCAUGGACAGUCUAGCACUUCUAUGCUCAGUACCACUAGACAUACUGGAACUGUAUGAAGGACUCCUUUGUCAACUUAACUGAAAUGACAGCUGCACUUAGGCUGGAACAGAAACUCUGAAAACUAUUUGAAUUUUUUUCCUCACUUUCUGUGUUUAAACUGGGGUAUGUUUCAUCUUUUUUGAGUUAUCUUGAAUGGUUCCUUCUUUAUCCUAUGGAGUGAUUGGGGGUUCAUAGUGAAAGUGCAUGGGGAUCUUGAUAAAACUUACCUCUCUAAUCUGGAAGGAACUGAUGAGUGGAACACUAAAAAGAUGAAAAUAAAACUCUACUGUGAGGUGCCAAAUGACAUGUUUAUUAC
This is a messenger RNA of Opisthocomus hoazin, 1821 nucleotides long. NCBI's taxonomy places the organism in Eukaryota, Metazoa, Chordata, Aves, Opisthocomiformes, Opisthocomidae. The record is from RefSeq and is a predicted model, not a curated record.